Drosophila ananassae is the source of this 8214-nucleotide messenger RNA. RefSeq lists its product as uncharacterized. NCBI's taxonomy places the organism in Eukaryota, Metazoa, Arthropoda, Insecta, Diptera, Drosophilidae. Gene Ontology annotation, cellular component: nucleus. The record is from RefSeq and is a predicted model, not a curated record. Gene Ontology annotation, molecular function: histone methyltransferase activity; p53 binding; protein-lysine N-methyltransferase activity. The transcript is spliced from 11 exons. The coding region runs from base 408 to 5870 and encodes 1820 amino acids.
UUGAUAUUUUGAUAUAUUAUCAACAUCGAUGAUUCUCCACCUCUAGCUGGGCGUCCGCAAGACGCCUCGUCAAGAGUGUGCGUGCGUGCGCUUUUCUUUAUAAUUUUUUAAUAAUUUCUCAUAAUUGGGCCGCUAAGUGUCGAGGAAAUUGGCGCAAGAAACCAACACGGACCCAAUUCGAUUUGAGGGCUACUAGGAAAUUGAAAAUGGAAUAUUGAUUUUUGAUUUUUGAUUCUUAAUUCUUGAAAGUGCAACAAAAUCAAACAAAGAAAAACUAACAGAAAAAAAAACACUACAAAAUUCAGAUUAAAAAAGUGUGAAAAUAUAAAAAAAUAAAUAAUUAAUAGACUAAUAGAGAGAAAAAAAAGUGCUUGUGUGGAAGAAAGAGAGGCUCCUAGUCCGUCAGGAUGACGGACUAUGUGGAGCUGUUGAACAGCAUGGCCAGUACCUUCAACUCGGACUGUGCCACUUCCACGGCCGAGGGGGGCACUCUCCUCAAUAUUGACCUGGCCGAGGAUAAGACCCUCAAAUGGCGCAAUCUGGCCAACAAUCAGUUUGCCUGCAAGGACAAGGAGAAGAAGCAGCAGCAACAGAAUCAGCAGCAGCAGGAGGACCAGGAGGAGGAGGAGGCCAAAGGCACAGAGGGAGAGGGAGCGGCAGAGAAGCAGGAGAAGCCUGACCAGGAGGAGGAUUCAACAAACUCUGGCGAGGAUUUGAAGGAAAUCAAGGAACUUCUAACACAUGUUGUUAAUUCCGCUGCCGUCAAGCUGGAAGAGGAAGCAGCGGCAGCAGAAGCAGAAGCAGAGGCUGAGACAGCGACAGCGACUGAGGCGCUGGCAGAGACCACAACGCAGGCUCAAGGCCAAAAUGCAACCGAAAAAGCAGAAGAAAAUUCUGAAAAACUAACCGAAGAGCAGGAAAAAGUGCAAGCAGCUGGCGCUGAAACUUUGGGGGCCAAGGAACAACAACAACAACAACAAGAAGAAGAAGAGGGAGAGGGAGAGAAGAAAGAAACCAACGAAAGAGAGAAUGAAAAGGAGAAGCAGCCGCAGGAUGCGGCAAGUAGCCCCAUAACGGUAAAGCUGGAAGAGAGCGGCGCAGUUACAGUUACAGUUACAGUUGCAAAUGAAAAUGCAAAUGCAGUGACGUCGGCAGAGCAGCAGCAGAGCGAAAUCAUCAAGACUGAGGAAGAGAGGGAGAAGGAAGCUCCGCAGGAAGAGCCGGAGGAAGAGGAAACCCCCAAACAGGAACCAAAAGAAAACGAUGAUGAUGAUGAAGAAGAAGAAGAAGAUAAGAAGGUAGAUGCAGUGGCGCUGGUGCAGCCCGAGGGGGUGGUGGCAAAGGAGAGAGCCGAAGAGGAGGCGGCGCCUGCCGAAAAGCAGGAAGUAAACGCCGGAGCUGCAGAAUCCCAGGCCUCAGUAGCAGUCGCAGCAGCAGCGGCAGCAGCAUCUCCACUUGUUGUCAAUUCUGCCAGCGUCGACGUUGGCGCUGACGCAACAGAUUCAAAUGUGGCAGCACUAGCACCAACAGCACCAGCACCCGUCGCAGUCGCCGCAGCAGCAGCAGCAGCAGCCGUGAGUGCUGAUAAAAACGAACAAGUAUCCCCGGGCGGAACCCGACGUUCUCGGAGGACUCCCCGUCCCACGGACACGCCCACGCCCACCCCCACCCCCACAACACCCACGCCACCCAUCACCGGUGAUGAGCCAGCACCUGCCUCGUCGGUGGACGUCCCCGAGGUGGAGACAGAGAUGCAGGUGGAGUCGAGUGUGCCAAUCGUCGAGGAGGUGGCUGUGGCAGGAACAACUGCCUCUGCAGCAGCCGUCGAGCUGGAGGUGAAGAAGGAGCCGGAGAAACCAGCCACCGUGACAUCAUCGCCCCCCGAGGAGGUUGCGCCGCCACCGGCUCCCAAGCGGGGCAGAGGACGUGCCAAAAAGAUAAAGCCGGAGGUGGAGGUGGCGGAGGCGCCGAGCGAAGCACCUGGCGGAGCUGGAGAGGACCUGGCAGUGGUGGUGGAGAGGAAGCAGCCGGGCAGGAAGCGGAAGCUGCCGGAGGAGCACCCGCCCGACCAGUCGCUGGGCGAUCUCGUGGUGGUCAAAACGGAGCACGACGACGGAGGAGCUGCAGACGGGUCUGCUCCCGGCGGGGAUGCCAAGCGAAUGCGCCGGAGUGUCCGGCUGGGCAACCGUCAUCCCGCCGACGGAUGGGAGGAGGUAAAGACAGAGCCCGUUCCCCCGCUGGCGGAUCUGUCCCUGCUGGAGGUGGCUCCUGCUGCCGUGGCGCCGGUUCUCCUGGACGGGAAGACGCCGCCGAAGAAGCGCGGCAGGAAGGCCAAGAUCCAGCCCGGCACUAAGCCCGAUCCGGCAGCCAAUCUGGCUCUCACCAAUGGCAACAAGCGGGCGACUGCCACUGGGCCGGAGGUCCAGCUGCCGAAGCGCUCCAAGCGACGGAUCAAGCCCACUCCGAAGAUCCUGGAGAACGAUGAGCUGCGCUGCGAGUUCGAGACGAAGCACAUUGAACGGAUGACCCAGUGGGAGACGGCGGCCGGCUCCUCGAACGGCGACUUUGAGACGCCCCAGUCGGGAGUGGGAGGCGGUGGAGGUGGUGGUGGCGGUGGAGGAUCUUGCUCCUCCACGUCGCGGCAGAAGAGCGACAAAUCGGAUGGCAGCAACUUCGAGGGGCAUCCGGCCGGGACGAGUGCCAUCAAGAAGCGUCUCUUCUCCAAGUCCCAGCGGGACAUCGAGAACGCCAGCGCCGCCCUGCUGGCGAAGAGCAAGGUGCGGCCGUGUCCCAACGUGGAGGAGUUCCUCAGCGACAUCAAGGCGGCCCGGUUCAACGCCAACCGAUCCCCGGAGGAUCGGAAGCUGAACAAGAAGCAGCAGCGCAAGCUGGCCAAGCAGAAGGAGAAGCACCUGAAGCAUCUCGGCCUGAAGCGCAACCAAAGCGACGAGGCCUCCGACAACGACAGCUCCAACACGGACAACGAGUUCGUGCCCACCACCCGCGUCCAGGUGGCCAAGCGCAGUGUCACCCUGCGUGUCCGGAACACUGCCACCAAGGAGGUGGCCACCACAUCCGCACAGGCCCUGAAAGCAGCCGCCACGGCUGCCCCACAGCAACUCCCACCCAAGCUAACUCGUCGCGUCGGUGGGCGAGGUGCGACUGGAGCAGGAGGUGGCUCCUCGCCAGCCGCUGGCGUGGCCGUUUCCACGCUGGACCAUGCCCAGCUGCACUCGCUGAACUCCUCGAUCCUGGCCGACAUACCGCCCAUCAACACCGACUCGGACGCCACGCCGAGCACCUCAACUCUUGCCAAGUUCAUCUGCCUCUGCCAGAAGAGUUCGCAGUACUAUGCGCGGAACGCCCCCGAAUCCUCCUACUGCUGUGCCAUCGACCACAUUGACGAGCAGAAGAUCGGCUGCUGCAACGAGCUCUCCUCCGAGGUGCACAACCUCCUCCGUCCCAGCCAGCGCGUCGGCUACAUGAUCCUCUGCGACGAGCACAAGAAGCGACUCCACUCCCACAACUGCUGUGCCGGCUGCGGCAUCUUCUGCACUCAGGGCAAGUUUGUUCUCUGCAAGAAUCAGCACUUUUUCCACCCGGACUGCGCCCAGCGCUUCAUCCUCAACUCGUCCUGCGAGGGCCAGUGGGAGCGCGGAGAUCGGGCCAAGUUCAGCAGCCCUGUGCUGGUGCUCAAGUGUCCGCAUUGCGGAUGCGACACUCCGGAGCGCGCCUCCACGGUGACCAUGAAGUGCCAGUCACUGCCCGUUUUUCUGCCCACCCAGAAGUACAAGAUUAAACCCGCCAAGCUGACGACUUCGUCGCAUCUGACACAGUUUGGCGGAGGAGGAGCGGGCGGCGGUGCCAAGUCCAGUCUUGCUGGCAAAACCAAAGGCAAAGGCUCCUCCUCAUCCUCCGCCGCCGUGGGCUCUGUCACGCCCUCCUCCUCAUCAUCAUCCUCGGCCUCCGCCUCAGCGACGAAGACCAAUGGAACUCGUGGCGGAAAAAUCAGCCAAUCCCUCAACACGAUCAACUUUGAACAGCUCAUUCCCGACUCGGUGAUGAAUGUGGUGCUGCGGGGCCAUGUGGUGUCGGCCAGUGGUCGGGUCACCACCGAGUUCACCUCCCGGGACAUGUACUAUGCCGUUCAGAACGAUGAUCUCGAAAGGGUGGCCGAGAUUCUAGCUGCCGACUUCAAUGUGUUAACUCCCAUCAGGGAGUAUCCAAAUGGAACCUGCCUGCAUCUGGUGGCCCAUUCGGGCACACUUCAGAUGGCCUAUCUGCUGCUCUGCAAGGGCGCCAGCUCCCAGGACUUUGUCAACAUCGUGGACACCGAGCUGCGCACGGCCCUGAUGUGCGCGGUGAUGAACGAGAAGUGCGACAUGCUUAAUCUCUUCCUGCAGUGCGGAGCCGAUGUGGCCAUUAAGGGACCGGAUGGCAAGACCAGUCUCCAUAUUGCCGCCAAACUGGGCAACGUGGAGGCCACCCAACUCAUCGUGGAGAGCUAUCGCGCCUCGAAGAACAUCACCAGCUUCCUGAGCUUCAUCGACGCCCAGGAUGAGGGCGGCUGGACGGCCAUGGUGUGGGCAGCUGAGCUGGGACACACCGAUAUUGUUAGUUUCCUUCUGAAUCAGGGCGCUGAUCCCAACAUCUGCGACAAUGACAACAACACGGUGCUCCACUGGUCCACCUUGCACAAUGAUGGCCUGGACACCAUCACGGUACUGCUGCAGGCUGGCGCCGAUUGCAAUGUCCAGAACGUGGAAGGGGACACGCCACUCCACAUUGCCUGCCGCCACUCGGUCACUAGGAUGUGCAUCGCUUUGAUCGCCAAUGGAGCGGAUCUGAUGAUCAAGAACAAGGCCGAACAGCUGCCCUUCGAUUGCAUUCCCAACGAGGAGUCGGAAUGCGGCCGCACCGUCGGCUUCAACAUGCAGAUGCGCAGUUUCCGGCCCCUGGGCCUCCGCACCCUUGUCGCGUGCGCCGAUGCCUCCAACGGACGCGAGGUCCGGCCCAUCCAGGCGGUGCGCAACGAGCUGGCCAUGUCGGAGAGCGAGGAUGAGGCGGACUCCCUGCUCUGGCCGGACUUUCGCUACGUCACCCAGUGCAUCAUCCAGCAGAACUCGGUGCAGAUCGAUCGGCGGGUCUCGCAGAUGCGCAUCUGCUCCUGCCCGGACAGCUGCAGCAGCGACAGGUGCCAGUGCAACGGUGCCUCCUCCCAGAACUGGUACACGGCCGAGAGCCGUCUCACCUCCGACUUCAACUACGAGGAUCCGGCGGUGAUCUUCGAGUGCAACGACGUCUGCGGCUGCAACCAGCUCUCGUGCAAGAACCGUGUGGUCCAGAACGGCACUCGAACUCCCCUUCAGAUCGUCGAGUGCGAGGAACCAUCCAAGGGAUGGGGCGUUCGGGCUUUGGCCAACGUGCCCAAGGGCACUUUUGUGGCCAGCUACACGGGCGAGAUCCUGACGGCUAUGGAAGCCGAUAGGCGCACGGACGAUAGCUACUACUUCGAUCUGGACAACGGGCACUGCAUCGAUGCCAACUACUACGGCAAUGUGACGCGCUUCUUCAACCACUCCUGCGAGCCGAACGUCCUGGCGGUGCGGGUGUUCUACGAGCACCAGGACUACCGCUUCCCCAAGAUAGCAUUCUUCGCCUGCCGCGACAUCGACGCCGGCGAGGAGAUCUGCUAUGAUUAUGGAGAGAAGUUCUGGCGGGCCGAGCAUCGCUCCAACUUGGGCUGCCGCUGCCUGACGGCCUCCUGCAAGUACGCCACCCAAUCCUCCAGCACAAAUGGCUCUCCGAUGGACACGGCCGGAGAUGCAGUUGAUCCUGAACCGGAUACGGAUCACCUUGACUCGAAAUGAAUUCCAGAAUCCUUCAACUCCGACGACGACGAUUGAAUCCCCCACCAACAUCACACACACACAAACACACACACACACACAGCACCAGGAGGAACGAGCCAGCGCCAUAUAUGUAGGAUCGUAUAUAUAUAUAAUAUAUAUAUCUUACCGAUAAGAAUUCGAUGAGGAUAUCGAAGCCCGAGGGCCUUCUUCGACUGCCAAAAUGUUUUAUGGUUUUACGCAUUUUUUGUCUAUUUUUAGCAACUACGAUUAGCGUUUGUUUUUUAUUAAUUUUGUUUUGAAUUUUUUGCAUUUGUUUUACCCCGCUCCCCCCCUUAUUAUUAUUAUUAGUGACACGUUUGUUACAAAAUACUAAAUAAUUUUUGUACUAGAAACUAAAUAUGAGAAGAAUAACAAGAGCACCCCCUUACUCCAUCCUACAUCCUGCCUAUUUGGUGUCCCCCCAGCGAUUGUGUGCUCGGUGUUUGUGUCCUUCGUGUUUAAAGCCUAGAUAUAGAAGAGGUAUAUAGUCGUAUAGUCGCUAAUCAGAUCCGGGAAAGUGUAUCUAGUCAUAAGAACGAGAGGGACGGCAAGUUGGUAGUAGAAAGAGAGAGCGGAGUGUUAGGGCCCAGUUAGUAGCUACAGUGCGUUUUUUGGUUUAAACUGGCAUUUUUUGGUUAAAAAAUAUAUUUUUAAAAAAAUUUCACAGUCUGCUAAAAUUCGCAACCGGUUCUGGCCGGGGCUAUAUAAGGCCGACCCCACCAGAGGAAAAAAUUUUUUUUUUUAAUAAUUUUUUUUAAUUUUUUUUUUUUUUGAAUGCUUAAAAUUUAUAAUUUAUAACCGUUUUAAUUAACUGAAACGCACUGUACUCGAGGCACGUGAAAGUAACAAUAAUCCGAAGGAGAAAAGAUAAGAAUUAAAAAAUGUGGGUGUUUUUUUUUUUUAAAUAACAAAUGAUAGCAUUGCAAAAUAUAUAGAUUAGCGAGUAGGAGAUAAGUUUUCGAAAUCAAAAAAAAAUAAGAAACAGAAGAAUAACAAUGUCUAUACAACCAUAUACAUAUAUGUCUUUGUGCAGGGUAAAGUACUGAUAGUCUUUAAUAGAAAAAAAGAAAAAAAAAAAAGAAAUAAACUAACAAUUUUUUUUGUAUUUAGAGAGACACACACACUACAGCACACAAUCGCAUCUAAAAAAAAUGGAGAAAUAAUAUAUAGAAAUAAAUAUAUAUAGAGAUUUCCCCAGAGAAUCAUUUGCACAAUUUGUAUUAGAGUUUUUUUUUGUUUCAGUUUGCCAAGCAACUUUAGCCAAGCCACAAGUGCCUCAAAGAGAGAUGAACCCCCAAAUUGCCCCAAAAAAAGGAUCCUCCCAACCACACACCCCCUUUAUUAAGAAGAAUCCAAUCAAUAUCGACCAAUAUCAAUAUCAAUAUCACAAACAGCAAUGCAUUUUUGGGCCUCACUCGACCCACACAACAAGAUAGUUAAAAUGAGAAUUGAAACUGACUGCGGUUUACUUAAGUCCUUAAGUCCUUUAUCCAUUAUCCUUUGAACUCACCCCCUGUAUCACCCCCUCUCCCCUAGUAGCAUAUCGCCGCGUCUAACGAUCCCCCAAAAACAUAUAUAUUAUUAUUAUUAACUAAAUGGUAUAUAUAUGCUGGAGCUAUAUAGACUAUCGGGCUAAAAAACUGUUCGUUUUGCGUCUAGAUCUAAGCUGUAAAUGUUUGUAUCGACAAUAGGAUAUUUAGUAUAAGACAUCCCUAAUUUAGAGGGGAGGACGAAAGGACAUUUAUGACAUCCAGAGGACUCCCCCCAACUCCCAACUCCCUAAUCCCUAAUCCCUAUUCCCCCGCCAGCUAUCGGCAUUUCUAUACGUAUUUGUGUACCUACGAUAAGAAAAUGAUAUGCAAGAUUUAUAUAAUGGAUAUAUACGAUGAUCAUAUAUAUAUAUAUGUAUGUCUCUAUGUAUGUAACGGUUUCGAAACACUUAGAAAUUAUAGUAUAACUCACACACCACCCAUACACAUCAGUUUUAAUUGUUAUUGUGCACAGCAGAAGCUGUCAUUAUAUUUGUUUUGUUUGCCUUGGUUUUUAAUAUUUUUUUUUUUACGUGCAACGUGUUGGGGAUACUGAGUGUUCUUUUUCACAAAAUAAGAACUCCUCACACCCCACACACACACACAUUUUUUUUAAUUGUUUACCACAACUCUUGCUGAUUAGUUGGAAAUUGAAUAAAUACCUCCAUGGCAGGGGCACAGUUCGUUUGCAAUAACGUUAACGUUUAGCCAUAAGAUAUUAAACCAAUCAAAUAAUAGAAAUGCGAGCAGCCUAAUGGUCCGAAUCAAUAAAAAAUAUCAGUGUGCAUUAAGUA